AUUUGGAAAAAAAGUCAUCCACUCGUUGUGAAAGGAAAGCUUCUUACUGGCAGCGGAAAUAAUCUCUUCUAACAUCACUGGAGGAAAAGGAGGGACAUAUGUAGCCUUCUCAUCUUCAGGCCUUUGGAGAGCAAACAUCAUCCCUAGAUACCCUGAUGCAAAUAAACUGGACUGGUGCUGAGAUCCAGAAGAAGAAAAGAAAAAGAAUGAAGCAACAGAGCAGUGGGAGAGCUGCAAAGAUGGAGUAGUACUGCUGAUGGUUCCAGCAAAGGUUAGUAAUGUUUUCAGAGCCAAUGAGAGACGACAUCAUUCUGCUUAGUAAAGUGAAAUGAUCAAGGACCCUUUGCAGUCAGUUUGGUUCAAAAAGGCUUUCUUUUUCUCUGUGAAACUGUGAAUAAAAAAAAUAGUUCAAGACGGACCGAACAGUGGAACAUAGAGGUAAAAACAAGGCCAUCAUGAAGGACAGAGACUUCAUGUCAAAUGCAGACCGCGGCAAGCCUGCUACUUACACAGGAGAUAAGAAAGCAAAAAUGGCUGCCAAAACAAACAAGAAAUGGGUAAGACUUGCUACAGUCUUUGCAUAUGUUCUGUCUGUGUCUCUUGCAGCUAUUAUUCUAGCUAUCUACUACAGUUUAAUAUGGAAGCCUAUUAAAAAUACUGGCAGUGAGAUUAGUACCACAAAACCCAGCCAAGCGACUGAUAUUCCUCUAAAUACAUCAGAUGCUAGCAUGGCAGAUAACCUAACACUAGCAGAAAACUCCAGUAUUUCAAUAGCCACAACUCAACCUGUUCUUAAAAGACGGGCUGCAGUUCUGAAUCCACAAAGAUUAGCUGAUACAGAAGAUUUAAACAGUGUUAAUGCUAAAGAUCCUGAAUUUACCACUGUUACUCAAGAACUGGUGUUAGAGAGUGGCAAGUAUGUUCAGCUUCAAAACCCUAAUACAAACACGGUCACAAUAACACCUGAAGAGAAACUAAGCAACACUGACACCAUCACAAAGAACCAAGAGUCCCGCAAAAUAGUGACAGAUAUGAACAAUGGUUGGAUACAGACUUUGCCAUCUACUACUGUUUCUGAUUCAUCCAUAUCUCAACAGGGCAGCAACCAGGCCAAAGGACAGAUCACCUUCACUCAGAAUCCAAAUAAUUCCUCAGAAUUAGGUGGAUAAAUGGCGAAAAAGGUUAAAGGAGGUUCUCUGGAAUGAAAUGAGCCCUCCCAAUUCUAAAACUACUUUCAAUAUUUCUGAUACAUUAGUACUGGAGGGAAUGACCGUCAAGAGACCAUAGCCUUGGCAAUGCACAUUUUCUGGAGAGUAGCCCAACAGUUCCUGCACAUCUAUAGAAGCAUAAGUGACCUGGAGAUAUACAAGAAACAAUCAUCUGUAUUUAAUUAGCAUAUUAUCAACUGUUAUUUCCUACAAAACUAUGCUUUCUUCAGGUUCUGUUUUUGUGUCUUAUUUUAGCUUUCUAUCAGUACUGUGUCAGCAGAGUUUAUACAUCUCUUAUUGUCAUCACUAAAUGCAUAUGGGGUCACAAACUGUGAUACUUGAAAAGUUGGUGACUUGUAUUGGAAAAUAUUUUUCUACAAAACGUCUCUGUAGACGGUGCACAUUGCUUUAAUUCAGGACUGGACACUUAUUUUUUUAUUAUUUUAUCACUGCUGACAAAAAGGACUAAUGUUGUCUAUGUGGAAAUGAAUCCGAGAAUGAUAUGAGCUCAGGUAUGUCUAUAACAGAAUGUAAACUAUUACAUAAAUAUAAAUAUAUAUAUAUAAUUUACAUAUAUUAUAUUCUAUAUGCAUCAUAUAAUGAUAUGAAUAAAAGGCACCAAGAGCAUAUUUUGAUGCUUUAGUAAAACAGUUUUGUUGAUAUAUAGCACAUACAAUUAUAAAACAAAAUAAAUGUUACAUUUGAAACAAAAAUACUUACUUUUAUUAUAGUAAUGAGACAGCAUUGUUCAAGUAUUACAUAUAGCAAAGCAAAGUCUGAGCAAAGCAUUUAAAUCAGAAGCUAUGUUUUGAAAAGUCAUACAGCAAAUAGUUAUUUUGUAGAAAUGUUUAGGAGUGCUUUUUCUACUCUGUUCCAGUUUAAAAAAACAACAUAUCCCAGUCCUGAAUUUGUUAUAGUAAUACCGACUUUAUGGCCCUUUUUCAUUUGCCUUCUUCAGCCUCAUGACGUGCUGUGUAGUGAACCACGUUCUAAUACAGGAGAAGCUGUUUCUAUAGCUGAAAUCAAUUUUUUUCUUGGCUGAAUGUCAAAAGGCUCCAGAGUGCAAAGAACCCUGCAUCAUACCUUCCUAGGAGAAAAGAACAUUUCACUUGACAUGUUCCAACCCCAGUUAAUCCCUCUCGGAUUUCAGAAUGUAACUGAUUGUUUUGAACUCCCAAAUGGUUGUACAUUAUAUACUGAGAAUAAUUCAAAUAUAUAUAUAUAUAUAUAUAUAUAUAUAUAUAUAUAUAUAUAUAUAAAAAAAAUUUAGAGCCAAACAGAUUUUGCAUUAAACGUUGACGUACCAGGCUAAAUGAUGCUACGUGAGGUCUUUUAUAACCAUAGAUAUAUAAUUAUUCCACAUUUUACUGUUUGUUCUUGUGCAUGUUAAAUGAAUCCUGUUCUCAGAUCUGCAGCAUGAAGUAAUAUGUUUUCAAGUAGCUGCCUUAUUGUUGCCUGGUGCAGCAGGGAGAUGGAAAACAGCUGCUGUCAUUGACUGAAACAGAUGCUUUAUGUACAACAGCCCUUGGGAUUCAGGCAUCUAACAUUUUGCAGAGAAGAUGGUAAGUCUGUUGUUGCCCUUCAAAAACAGUUGCUCUAAAUCAGUAGCUUAAUUUAUACUCUGAUUUGCCACUAAAAUAUUGCUCAUUGCUAAGUCAAGGAAUCUAAUAAAUGUGAUUUAAAAAAAAUAUUUUAUAUAAUGUAAUAUCA
Messenger RNA from Protopterus annectens (West African lungfish), 2918 nucleotides. Its product is annotated as putative transmembrane protein INAFM2. The transcript has a single exon. The record is from RefSeq and is a predicted model, not a curated record. NCBI's taxonomy places the organism in Eukaryota, Metazoa, Chordata, Ceratodontiformes, Protopteridae. The coding region runs from base 456 to 1169 and encodes 237 amino acids.